AUGGCCAACGCCAACGCCGAUACCCCGCCAGCCUUGCAACCAGCCUACCAGCUUGAAGACCUGUUCGUCGACACCGAAGAUGUCAAUAGGUUUGGGGAAUUCGGGUUUUGCACGUCCCCCGAGCUUUCAGCCGUAAAUCUCGACGCGUCUUUGGAGGAUGUAUUGCUCGCUCAGUAUGCACGAGACUUCCCACCAACGCUAGGAAUGUACACGGGGAGACAAGGCAAUGGUGGAUUACUUGCUCUCACAACUACCACAGCCCGACGAAACGAUAUACAGCCAACAUCUAUGGCAUGGAGCGAUAUGACGCCCAAUAUCGCCAAUAUCAUACCAUUGCCAACAAUCGGUAGUGGAACGAGCCUCCGCGCAACUUCAAACGUGAAGACCAUGCUUUUCCAGGCGCUCUCGAGACAGAACUCGCCACUGAACGGCAGGACAGCAACACCGACCCGCAAGAACAGCGAAGCUCGCCUCAGACUCGCAAGGACCGUCGCACUGUGCAUGUGGGCCUUCAAAGACAAGUCCCUACUUGCAUACGGACGAAUCUUCAGUGACCCUUCCACCAUGGAUGGAUGGAUGUCCUCAGGUCCAAGACCACAGCCAUCAGCCGCCGCAACUACCCUUGCACUGGCUCGUCCUGCCCCAAGAGCGAAUGUGGCCUCCAAUCUCGAAUACACCCGCAAGUGCCAGAGACACCCGAGAAUCCAGGGAGGCUAUCCAUGCGAGCUCUGCGAUGGCAUCUUCGACACAUUCGCCGACUGCAACAAGCACAAACGCAAUGUACACGCCUCCACCCGCCCACAUGCUUGCUCACAAUGUUCGAAGGCGUUCUGCACACCCAAGGAUCUGCGACGGCACGCGAAAAAACAUGCACGGAAGACUGCUGUGGCGAAGCUUAGGCAGAACGCAGUGCCAGCAGUACAACACAUCGAGGCAUCCCCAUCGACGGAUGCGAACGAGCCAAAGUCCGGCAGCUCAAAGGAUGCAAAGUGUCACUCUUGCCAAUCCCACCUCCCGCAAGUCAAAUGCACACCGGAGUACGUCGACAUUAUACAGGCGGAGAACGAGAGCCUAAAGCACAGGUGCAAGGACCUGGAGAGUGAAGUCAGUGCGUUGCGGGCCUUAUUACUGGCUCGAGCUGGCAGUGUUGGUUGA
Recurvomyces mirabilis is the source of this 1155-nucleotide messenger RNA. RefSeq lists its product as uncharacterized. Gene Ontology annotation, molecular function: chromatin insulator sequence binding. Lineage: Eukaryota; Fungi; Ascomycota; Dothideomycetes; Mycosphaerellales; Teratosphaeriaceae. Bases 1 to 1155 code for a protein of 384 amino acids. Gene Ontology annotation, cellular component: chromosome. Gene Ontology annotation, biological process: regulation of transcription by RNA polymerase II. The record is from RefSeq and is a predicted model, not a curated record. The transcript has a single exon.